Messenger RNA from Suricata suricatta (meerkat), 2438 nucleotides. It is a transcript of the gene BTBD2, whose product is annotated as BTB domain containing 2. NCBI's taxonomy places the organism in Eukaryota, Metazoa, Chordata, Mammalia, Carnivora, Herpestidae. Gene Ontology annotation, biological process: neurogenesis. Gene Ontology annotation, molecular function: protein binding. The record is from RefSeq and is a predicted model, not a curated record. Bases 1 to 1749 code for a protein of 582 amino acids. The transcript is spliced from 10 exons. Gene Ontology annotation, cellular component: P-body; cytosol.
AUGGUGACGGCACGGCUUUGCAUCAAGCGUGGGGCCCUGGAUGGCCCCUUGGGCUGCACGCCGGGAAGGGGCGCGGAGCGGGCGGCCGAGGAGCCGGGGGCGGCGGCGCUGCUGCGCGAGCCCGUCUACAACUGGCAGGCCACCAAGCCCACGCUGAAGGAGCGCUUCGCCUUCCUCUUCAACAACGAGGUGCUCUGCGACGUCCACUUCCUGGUGGGCAAGGGGCUCGGCGCGCAGCGCAUCCCCGCGCACAGGUUCGUGCUGGCCGUGGGCAGCGCUGUCUUCGACGCCAUGUUCAACGGGGGGAUGGCCACCACGUCCACCGAGAUCGAGCUGCCCGACGUGGAGCCCGCUGCCUUCUUGGCCCUGCUCAAAUGUCUGUCCGAGUGGCCAGAAGCAGGGCCUCACGCAGGUGCCGGCGCCCCGCGUUCACAGCAGCAGCACCCAGAAAGGCGGACACGUGCGGGGAGUCCGGUGGCACACAGCACGCGGUGUCCCUCCACACACCGGGAUGUGACCCGGCCUCAGGAAGGAGGGGCGUCCCACCACCUGCCACGCGUGGAUGGACCCAGAGGACACUGUGGCGACAAGUCAGACACAGGAGGACACCGUCCGCUCAUGGGGUCCCCAGAGGCGCCCCGUCCACAGAGACAGAGAGUAGACGGUGGGAGCCAGGGGGUGGGCAGUGUUUCAUGGGGACAGAGUCUCAGUCUGGGGACAUGGAAAGUUCUGGAGACAGAGGGCAGGGGCUGCACAGCAGUGAGUGUGCUUGAUGCCACCGAAAUGUAUGUCAGAGUGCUUACGGCAGGGGUGUGUCCCGAGACACUGGGAGACCUCACAGGACUCCCCCUGCAGGCACGACUUUUCGACGAGCCGCAGCUGGCCAGCCUGUGCCUGGAGAACAUCGACAAGAACACGGCCGACGCCAUCACUGCCGAGGGCUUCACGGACAUCGACCUGGACACGCUGGUGGCCGUGCUGGAGCGGGACACCCUGGGCAUCCGGGAGGUGCGCCUCUUCAACGCCGUGGUCCGCUGGGCCGAGGCCGAGUGCCAGCGGCAGCAGCUGCAGGCGACGCCCGACAACAAGCGCGCGGUGCUGGGCCAGGCGCUCGCGCUCAUCCGCUUCCCGCUCAUGACCAUCGAGGAGUUCGCCGCAGGGCCUGCGCAGUCGGGCAUCCUCGUGGACCGCGAGGUGGUCAGCCUCUUCCUGCACUUCACCGUCAACCCCAAGCCGCGUGUGGAGUUCAUCGACCGGCCCCGCUGCUGCCUCCGCGGGAAGGAGUGCAGCAUCAACCGCUUCCAGCAGGUGGAGAGCCGCUGGGGCUACAGCGGCACGAGCGACCGCAUCAGGUUCUCGGUCAACAAGCGCAUCUUCGUGGUUGGCUUUGGGCUGUACGGCUCCAUCCACGGUCCCACCGAUUACCAAGUGAACAUCCAGAUCAUCCACACGGACAGCAACACCGUCCUGGGCCAGAACGACACGGGCUUCAGCUGUGACGGCUCCGCCAGCACUUUCCGCGUCAUGUUCAAGGAGCCGGUGGAGAUGCUGCCCAACGUCAACUACACGGCCUGCGCCACGCUCAAGGGCCCAGACUCCCACUACGGCACCAAGGGCCUGCGCAAGGUGACCCACGAGUCGCCCACGACGGGGGCCAAGACGUGCUUCACCUUCUGCUACGCGGCGGGGAACAACAACGGCACGUCGGUGGAGGACGGCCAGAUCCCCGAGGUCAUCUUCUACACCUAGGCCGCCCCCGCCCCGCGCCGGGCGUCAGGAGAGGGGCUUCCCUCCCUACUCGGGGAGCCGGGCAGGGGCUGGGGACGGGCCCUCGGGACCUGGCGGGGCAGGGCUGGCCCAGACCCGCCCUGGGCGUGGGGCUCCCGCACGCCGUCCCUGCAGCUCAGGGUCGCCUAACCAACUGCCUGACCACAGGAUUCAGAUAGGAUUCCGUCUCACGUUUGUUUUAAUCGCACAUAGCAAUGCAUCUUGGGUCCCCAUUUCUCUGGUAGCAGGCGGUGCGUGGGGGCGCCGCCAGCGCAGGGCUCUUGCGUUCCGGUCUAGUCGGUGGGGAUGCUUAGGCCGCCCCGGCCCCCAGCACCCCCGGGAAGGGCCCCUCCCGGCCCCUGCAGAUGUGGGCACGGACCCUGACCCGAUCUGCCUGGAUGGGUGAUGCCGUGGGGCCAGCCACGGUGGCCGUGUCCCCUGCUGGCCCCGCCCGUUGUACAUACCGAGGCCCCGCCCCCCACCUCUGCGCGAGCUCUGGUCCAGAGGUGCUGGAGGGCGGAGCCCCUCCCCGAGUCCCCAGUACCUCACCCCCGUGUUCCUGCGCUAGUGAUCCCUUCCGGAAACUGUCCUCCCCGGAGCCGUGAAAGGUGUGCCCUCCUCACACCAGACCCCAAAUGAUUUUUUUAAAUAAAGGAAAGAAAGAAAACCGC